UGUAUUUGUGGCAACCCUGGUUGUCGGUGCUAGGCUGUCAGUGUCAGUUUUGACAGCUGUCAACAAAGUGUGAGUGAGGGGUGUGACAGUGCUUGUUUUCUGGAAAGGGGGUGUAAUUCAGGUGUCACACACAGAGGGAUUACAUCAAUCAAUAUCGUGCUGCUGCUGGUGCAGUUUGCAUUGCACACAAACAUACACGGGCACACACCAAUACUGACGCGCAGCAGCAGCAGCAGUUCGUCAACAUCACGGGAGAAAUUGUAGAACGAGAGUGAGACGGAGAGGGAGAGCUCGGUGCAGAAGGAGAGAACGUGACAGCGAACCAGUUUUGGGAAUCUUUUCCUGCAGGCUGGGGAAAGAUGUCGUCCAAAAACAUACCUGCUGAUAAGAUCCGCACCGUGUACAUCUAUGGGCAGCCGAUCAUCUCGCUGUACGUGGAACAGCAGGAAAGGCUCUGUCUCGCGCAGAUCUCCAGCACUCUGCUGAAGGACUUUAGCUACAAUGAGAUCCACAACCGCCGGGUUGCCCUCGGGAUCACCUGCAUCCAGUGUACUCCGGUACAGCUGGAGAUCCUGCGCCGAGCCGGUGCCAUGCCCGCUUCAUCGCGUCGUUGCGGGAUGAUAACUCGACGCGAGGCAGAACGCCUCUGCAAGUCCUUCUUCGGCGAGUGUUCCCAGCCGGCCUUGCCGGAGGGAUUCCUGUUCAACGUGUUUCACGAGUGCGCCUGGGGAUGCACCGGAGCGUUUUCACCGGCCCGGUACAACAGUUCCCGGGCCAAGUGCAUCAAGUGUUGCUAUUGCAACCUGUUCUUCUCGCCGAACAAGUUCAUCUUUCACUCGCAUCGACUAACUCCGCACGACAAGUACGUCCAGCCGGAUGCCGCAAACUUUAACUCAUGGCGCCGUCAUCUAAAGCUCCAGGGAUCACCACCGGACAAGAUCGUGUACGCCUGGGAGGAUGUCAAAGCCAUGUUUAACGGAGGAACCCGCAAGCGGUACAUUCUGUCAACGGCUCGCAAGUUCAACGCUGCAGCCGCAGCCAGUGGUGGUUCCGUAUCUACCGUUGACAAGUCGUCCAACUCGGUUAUCGACGUGGGCCGUGAACCGGUUACUUCGUCUACCGUCUGCGACCUGUCGAGCACUUCAUCCGUGGUCACCAAGAAGGAAGCGACCGAACCGAUGGACGCCAGCUACAACAGCGACAGCUGCAGCAGCAGCACCAGUCCCUUCGCCCACAUUCCGCACCUGCUCUCGCAGCCAACGCCCGUCACCGGAACCUCCAUCGGACUACCACCGACCGCAGCGCCACCAUCCCCGGCCGCGGUCGUCGCCGCAAACUCUGCCGCCGCUGCGGCCAACUUUGGCUUCAAGCUGUCCUGUCUGCAGCCGUUCUCGUUCAACGGAAUCGGACACUUCCCGGGCAUGGUGUCCAGCUCGGGCUAUCUGGUUCCGCUGCUGCGUCCGACCAACCCGAAGAGCAUCUCCGCGGCAGCCAUGUCCGCGUUUAAGCCGGUGGUGAAGACGUCGGUCGGUGCGAGGGUUUGUUUAUCUUUCCUGUUACUUAUUUAUGAGUCAAUACUGCACUCCUCUUCCACGGAACAACAACAACAACGCCAACAGAUAAACCUGCGACUGAUACUCGUCAGCGGCAAGACGAAAGAGUUUCUCUUCAGCCCGUCCGACUCCGCGGGGGACAUCGCACUGACAGUGUUCGAGAACUGGCCCGACGACUGGGAAUCGGAAGCGGUGGCGAAGGCGGAGAUCCUAAGACUUAUCUACCAGGGCCGGUUCCUGCACUGCAACGUGACGCUGGGCGCGCUGGGGCUGCCGCUGGGCAAAACGACCGUGAUGCACCUGGUACCACGUGAUAAUCUACCCGAGCCAAACUCGCAAGAUCAGCGGCAAAAGAGUAAAGGCGGCUCCAGUAGAUGUUGUUCCACUAGUUGUUGUAUAUUGUAACCAAUUUUUACCGAGUACUACUAACACCACUACUAUUACAUAUACCGUGCUGCUCCUAAUACUACCCAUUAACGACGCUACGCAACAUCCACACCCACACACACCGCAUCCUGAGCUGAGCAACAAUAGGCAAAACUGUUGUUUCGUUGUUACGAUUUGGUUCGAGAGAGUAUUUACGGAGCCGGUACUUUUAAGUUGUUUGUUUUACGUUUCGUUUGUUUUCCAUUACGCGCUCCUCGUUUUGCAAGCGCGCCGAUCAAGCAAAGUAUGAUAAAUUUAAAGUUUAAUUAGUUUUCUAAGGGCGAGAUUUGCGCGUGGGCGCAAGAUAGAGAGAGAGAGAGAGAGUGCAAGCAAACGCAAAGUGGUACAUAUUUUUAGCGAAAAUUCUAUACAUAUACAAACAAACAGACAGACACAUGCAUACUCACAACGCAACGGAAGGUAAAAGUGUAGUAAUUAUUGAAACAUAUGAGAAAAUUUAGGAAUGAAAUUAUUAGCUCUAUUUCGGCCGUUUUGUUGAUCGGUUUCGCGCGCCAGUUUAGUUUUUCCCCCAUUUGGUUUUCAAAGAGUAUGUUCUGUUCGGCAUUCGUUGGGAUUGAGCGCAGCAUUGUAGAGCAAGAGAUUAUUUUGUGAAGCUCGAUUGUGGGACUAAAAAUAGCAACUAGUUUACCGUUGCAAUUGCGCGCACCGGUGGAGAUGACCUAAACACAUCGAAGCUUUUGUUGAGACAAACAUCCCUACAAAGAUGGCAUUCAGAUCCAACAUAAAAGCUCACAAAAUGCUUAACCAGUUGCGGUUAACGGUCGGAUUUUUUUGCAAUCUGACUUUUCGAAGAUUAGAAAUAUCAAGUAAACCAAUUGUUAUCGUGUUCAUUUAGUUUUCUUCUUUGUUUACGGUGAGAUUGUACAAACAUUCUUCUUCUGUUAGAUGGUACCGUAAGAUGAUGACGAGUUGGCUUGCAGAAUCAACUUGCGUCGCGUGUAUAGUUUUAUAUGGUCUUUGUAGGAAGAUGAACGGAAAGAAAGAGAGAAUAAAGUUUUCUAAUCGAUUGUAUGUGUUCAGAACGUAAGAAACUGUGAAUGUACCCCGAACUAUGACUACUAAUCACACACACACGCAUCCAAAAAAAAAACAACAAAUUCUGAUAAAUAGCCACUCUAACGUUCGCUAUAGGUUCAAUCAAAAGCCACUCAUUGUAAUCCAAAAGGUAUAGAUAGUUGUUCUUGAAGUCCCUUUCCCCUUAAAAUCAAACUAACCCCCCCACGUACAUAUAUAUGCAAAGCCUUCCUUUAUCAGAAAAUGUCACACACACACAUACACACUCGUUCUACUCUAUUGUUGUUGAAUCUAUUGUACUAUCGAAACCAGAGCUAUUUAUACUUUACCUUGAAGACGAAGUAUCUUUCUAAUCGAUACAGCGGACUGUAGUGACUAGUCUACCAUGUAUAAAAUCGCAUACAACCAUCACUCAAACACACACACACACACACACAUGCAGACACAUUUCCCCCCAACUGUCAAGUCUUUAUCGCAUUCUCAUCGUUAUCGUCGUCGUAGUCGUCGCUGUCAUAAUUAUCGCAACACACUCACAGACACAGAUACAAACACACACACACACACACACACACACACACACACACACACGAAACAUAACCAUGUUCGAUAACCGUUUGCCGAUGUAAACAAACUAGAGUGCAAUACAAUAGUUAAGUAAACAAACCCGCAAAAACAAGCUUCAAAUCAAAUGCAUCACAUUAACAAAAAGAGACGCAACCUCAGCCGCAACAAUUGCCGCAAUUUGCUAAAAUUCAAACGACUUAUCAACCGAACAUUUACCAUGAAUUGCAAGUGCUGAUUUGCUUCAGUGUAGCCCCAAUUCUACCAACCUCAUCAACAUCGAUCAUAAAAAAAUAUCCUGCGUCGGCCGGGAAUCGAACCCGGAUCAACUGCUUGGAAGGCAACUAUGCUGACCAUUACACCACCGACGCUAGUGAUGGGCGGGGCUGGGCGCACACCAUGGGAGUCAACUCGUUGUGACACACUGGGUGGAAAAUUCGAUUUCAACUUGGAUGAAUUUGUGUUCAUCCUUUGUCUUGAUGGCACUUCAAACUUUGUGCAAAUUUUUGGGGUAAAUUAUGAAUCAUUGACAGGUUGAUGAUUUGAUUCUAAUUCUUUUCAUUUGGUUGAUUUUUACGAAAUAAACAAAUUAUUUUGCAAAACUUUUAAUAUAACAUUUCCUGCUCACUUCCAGUUGAGCUAUUCACUACUCACCAGAAUUCCGGAUAAAAGUUCUCAAACCUCGAUAAAAGUUUACCCAAAAUUCAUAAACUUCUUUCAAUUUAUGAUUGAAUUGUUUGUUCUAAAGAGGAUUUUUUGGAAUAUUUGGUGCGUAUUGUUGUAACAAUCGAAGAAGUUUGACUUUUUCGUGCAAUUUAAAGUUUUUUUCCGUUUUGAAGAAAUUUAAAAUAUUAUCGCAUUUAGAGAAAAAAAAACUACAAAAAUAACACAUCCGUUCGAACAUCAAAGUACACAACAAAGCAAAUUCACCGAUAAAAUUGCUUGAAUAUUUUUUUAGCUGGCGUAAAUUACUUGCACCACAGCUAUCAUCAUAUUUUCAUCGAUAACUCAAUUCAUAGAACAACAAAAAACUGAUCACAAAACGUAAUUACUAAAAUGAGCGAAAAACCAAUACCAAAACAAGAUAGAUGAGACAGAAGAAAAAUAAAGAUUAUAUAUUCAUAUUUGCUUUUUUUAAACAAAGAACAAACAAAAAAAAACAAUUUAAUCAAAACUUAGUUCGUGUUUGCUUCAAUGCAUAAAACUGUAACAAACUUAACAAAUAGACAGCAAAAGCAAAACAAUAGGCUGAGAGGUUGUUGCCAGCGGACUCGCUGCUGAUCGAUAUACGGUUAAAACAUAAACAAAUAAUAGAGAAAAACAAGAAAGGAUAAUCUUACUGCAAGAUAAAAAAAAAACUAGCGAAAUGUCGAACAAUUUAAACAGACAAAAACACAGACACAUACACGCUCACUCACACUUACACACGCGCAUACAGAAAGAGAAAAUAUUUUUAUAUUUUUACGAAGAAAGAAAGAAAAAAACCACAAAGGUAAACUAAACUUAACUCCUAACCAAGUAGUUGCGCGCGCACGUAACUGUGUGUGAGGGCGAAGAGACAGAAGCGCACGUGGCUAGGCGAACGUGUUUUAAAACAAAAAUCCACUAAAACUAGCAACACUGUAAAUAUUGUAAUUAAACGAGAAGAGGAAACAAAGAAACAAAAAAAAACAGCAACACUGUGUAUAAAGGCAAAGGCAAGUCGAGAGAAAGGGCAGAAAUGUUUGGAUCACUGGCUCCUCCGCAGAAAAUACUAAAUCAAAAUAGUGAAUAAAACGCUCCUCGAUUGAAACAACAAAACACUGGCAACUCCAUUUUCCCAUGGCUCGGUACCCAGCCGCACUUCAUCAUGCGACGAAACGCGAGGCGAGACAUUUUCUAGUAAAACAAAAAGAAAAAGAAACAGAAGAAAUCAUAUGUCAAGUGUUGCAUUUUUCUCUUGAAUACGCAAGCGUGGAAUGAAAUUUAAGGUUAAAUAAAUUCACAAAACUGGUGCUUACAAGGACACACACGCGUUCUGUUUUAUAGUUUUUAAAACCCUCAGAGAAAACGUCGUUGUACUCUUAUUUUUUUCGUUUUUAAGUUUAUCUAGAACAAAUAAAACGGGGGAGAAAACGCGCAUGAAAGGAAAAACUAUAUACAAGUGGAACACACGAGUGGAAAAUCUUCUGACGAAAGCGUUUGGAAGUGAAGAUUGGUUACGAAUGAAGCAAGAAGAAAAAAUCGGUAAAAUUAGGUAUUCGAUAACUAUAUUAUAGCUAUUACGUAUUUUAAAGAGAGGAAAACUAGAUGGGAAAAAUACAAAAGAAAAACUGCGUAUAUUGUAAGAAAUUGAACUAAAACAAGUAUAGUGACAAAUUAAUUUAAAUAAACUGAAAUGAUGAAAAAAUGGUUAAAAGUGAA
Molecule: messenger RNA, 5978 nt
Organism: Culex quinquefasciatus (southern house mosquito)
Lineage: Eukaryota; Metazoa; Arthropoda; Insecta; Diptera; Culicidae
Product: SKI family transcriptional corepressor 2
Exons: 6
Coding region: 360-1958 (532 amino acids)
Biological process (GO): negative regulation of transcription by RNA polymerase II; negative regulation of BMP signaling pathway
Cellular component (GO): transcription regulator complex; nucleus
Molecular function (GO): RNA polymerase II cis-regulatory region sequence-specific DNA binding; DNA-binding transcription factor activity, RNA polymerase II-specific; SMAD binding
Source: RefSeq, a predicted model, not a curated record